Messenger RNA from Symbiodinium sp. CCMP2456, 4149 nucleotides. NCBI's taxonomy places the organism in Eukaryota, Dinophyceae, Suessiales, Symbiodiniaceae. The record is from the annotation of a GenBank genome assembly.
AUGAUCUCCCUCACACAGCAGGUGACCCUGUAUUUCGGAUCACGUGCUGCGCCAUCCAGUCAAGUCGCUGGUGGUGUCAAGUUGCGCAACUCAGCAGGUGUGGAGACAGUUCAGGACUUUGAGCUGCAAUGUUCGCCUCCGGAGCCUCUGGAUCCUUCGCUGACGACAGCUGCACAGUGGGCAACAGCAAUCAUCGAUGGAUGCAGCUCUGGCCUGGCAAAAGGCCGGCUGAUUGGCGACAGCUCUUCCAAAAUCACUUGCUACAAGCACUACCCGGGCAUCGAGGCUUUGGACUCGGAGGUGCGCAGCAACCUUCACUUCCUGGCUGUGGGGGAGACGAACGGUGCAGCUACUGACCUGGUCCCUUCUACAGCUGCAGGCUUAGUCAGGAGCUUUUGGGUGGUGCCCAUCGACGGAAUCUCAACUGGGUGGUGGGCUAUCAGUCAAGUGUUGGACGGACCGCAGCCCGUGGAGCCGUGCGUGGACCUGAUCAGGGGGAGUUCUCGUGAGAUGUAUCCCUGCUCCUUAGGGCUUUCUGGCCGUUGGUGGUGGUUUCAUCUUGCACCUGCUGGUGCAGGCAGAGCCUGCAGUACUCCCGUCAACUCCAACAAGAACCGAAAGUCUGAUAUCAAGAGCGACAACGUCGCGACUUUCUGCUCCAGCGCCCCCGACGGCUUCCUUUGCCCCAUUGUGUGCAAGAACAGUCGGAGACCUUUGGGAGAGGUUCAGUGUGAGGAUGGUACAUGGUCCAUCACAUUGAAGUGCCGACCUGCGGAGAAGGUCUGCUUAUCUGGCCUGUCACAGGUGAAUGUUGAUAAGGAUGGGCAGAGUCUGCAGCUAUCCGGCAUAAUUCCAGACGGGAGAUCGGAAUGUGACCUUUUCACCCGAAAGGGAAAGAAGUGUGGAGCCCUCUGCGCCACACGAGGCGAUGUCUCAACGGGGCAGGUCAAGUGCAGAAGAAGUGGCGGCAGACCCGCCGCAUGGGAGGCAUUGAGAAGCUUUCAGUGCCAACCGGCCAGCACGGACGGUCUGGUGAACCAGCCCAGGAUCUCUUCCUUCCAGCCUGACAGCGGCAGCCUCCAGAUCAUAGCGGACCUCAUCAGGGAUCCAUCGAAAGUGCUGUCUCCAGUGGAGAUGUUUUAUUUCCGGGAUCCGACUGGCACAUUGACCUGCACCACCGCGCAGAAUGUCUUGGAGCUGACAAGGAACAGCCAGAACGACGAGCCCGACGACCCGGACGAGGACCAGGAAGACGAGGGCCCCGAGGGCGGAUGGGACUCCUGUGAAGCCGACUCAGAUUUUGAGCUCCAGAGCAGCCAGUGCUUCCCGGAAAGCGAUGAGGGCAGCGAGUGCGCAUCUUGCUCGGGCCUAGAUCUGGAGAAUCCGGAGUGCUGGUCCAAGAGCACCCGCAGUCGUGACUGUGGCACCAACCCACGAAGCGGCGACUACCUGAGCUGCGCCUUCACUGGUCAAUUUGCAGGGCAGGCAGAGGUUUGCUUCUCGAAGCCGCCCGAGGGCUUCUGCGUGAAAAAGGUCUGUGCCAUGCACGGCAACACAAAGUCAUGCAGGUCAUACAACCCUCCGAGCUCUGCGCAAUUCUGCGCCGGGCAGGUGCAAAUCCAGGAACCCAUCGAUCAUGUGGUGAUUCGCUACACUUGCUGCAACCCAAAUCUUGUGACUGUCGUGGGCAGCUGCGGUGGUGGCAUCUACAGUUCUGGGCGAAGGCUGCAAAGCGACCCAAACGCGAACGUUCAGAUCAUGCCAGGUGCAGAGAAUCGUGCUGGCACCUCCUGGGGACUCCCUGCACCGGUUGCAUGUGCUCCGAUUUCCCUGGCCAAUGAGCUCAACAAAGAUCAAUACGAGAUUCCCGAGAAGUGUUCCCGGCUGAUGCCUGGGGAGAGCUGCGAAGUGGGCUGCAGCUCCAACUACAUCUUGCAAAGGAAACCCGACCAGGGGAUCUUCAAAUGCGAUCUUGGGAUGGACACGCCACCUACCGGCACCUUCCCCGAAUGCAAGCUGAAGCCGGCUGGGCAGAUGGUGGUUGCUGGGUUCAAUGCCCAGCAGGUGUCCACCACAACGACUACAACGACCAUACCAGCACUCUGUCAGGCCUGUGCGGAUAUUGGUAACUUCAACGACGCGCGCUUCGAGCAAUGUCGGUUCUGGGGUGAUCCGCACAUCACGAAGAGCUGGCGACCCAAGUCGCGAUUCAAUUUCCAAGACACGGGCAUUCAUCGCUAUGCCCGCACAAACCAAUGUGCCGGCAACUUCGAGAUCCACGUGUUCCAGUGUCAGUACAACAACGGAAGGAAUGCAGUUGCCACAGGGGUUGCUGCCAGGAUGAAUGGGAACGAGACCAUUUUCAUCAGCGAUCGCCGCGUUGAAUCCAGUGGGGGCAUAUACGUAGAGCCAGACUCUGGGGCCAUCUUGAACGACAAGAUUGGCGUGAAUGUGCAGAGUCAGGAUGAGUGUGUCUUCUUCAAUGUGAAUGUGAAGCAGAUCACCAAACAGCCGGGCUUCCUGCACAAUUUCAAGCUGAGUAUGUUGGCGGAGGACAUUACUGCGGAUGGAAUUUGUGGAGCUAUCGAUCUCAAAUCCCAAUACAUUGACCCGAACUCCUCGCAAAUGAUCUUCACGCCGCAGCAGCACGAGUACUUGUGCAACCAGUGCAUGGGUGCAGGUGCCACUCCACCUCGCGGCUGCGUGCCGGACUCGAAUUCCCCAGCGCCGCCGCCAGCAGCAGGGAACCUGCCACCAGGCUGCGAUUUCGUGGCGCCAUUGACCGGCACCGAUCAGGUGUGCACAACAGACGAUGACCCACGCUACGCUCAGCUGGAGGACAAUGGUCAGAAUUGCGCGGUUUAUGCUGUGCUGAGAAGAAGAAAGAGCUGCAAUGAAUUCUGCCAGGAGAGGGGCAGCAUAUGCGUGGAUGCCAAGGACAACUAUAGACAGCCUUGCGUAUUUGACGAGGGCAAAUACCAGGCUGGAGAACGGUGCUCCGGAAAGUCCCUGAAUGACCUCAUGUGUGUCUGUCGGAAGCCAGACAAUCCGAAUCCUGGCACGACAACCAUUGAAGCUUGCACCACCGGCGAUGUCACGCUUCAGCAAGCAGAGGCCCUCUGCAAAGCCAAUGACUUCCUCCAGGGUGCCGCCUGGCCCCCGCGCUAUGAGGAGGCGGGCCUUGUGACCACCACAGAGCAGGAUGAGUUGGAUGACAUGCUCAAGGACUGCAUGAUCGACGCCUGCAGUGGAGGUGCGGAAGAUGCCGCCAUCUUAGCCCAGAACCUGGUGACGGAGAACCCGCAGGUAGUGGUGCGAUCCUGUGCUUUUACUGAAGGGAGGCAAUAUGAAGUGGGCAGUGGUGCAUAUCCCUGCAGCUGUGGAGGAGUGGAGUGCCAGAUUGGAGAGGUCUGUGUAAUCUCCAAUGACACAGGCAGCUGCGAGCUCCUCACUACCACAGCAACGGUGACAUCGUUUACGGUGACUUCUUCUGCGACGAGCACCAGCAGUACCAUCAGCACAUUCACAUCCUCUUCUACAACGAGGACGCUGACACGCAGCUCUACCACGACCCUCACGACAACCAGCCUGUCAACUUCCUCAACUUCCAGGACCUUGAGCAUCACUUCGACGACUUCACUCUCAGCAACCAGCACGACGUCAUCAUCCACGACGUCCGGCACGUCAAGCUCUACCACAGCCACCGGAACCUCGACAACAACAGCUUCCAUCUCUAGUACUACCACAUCUACGAGUGGGACGUCUAGCACCACAGAAACCAGCACGAGAAGCUCCACGAGCAAAACCACCUCUUCCACCUCCUCCGCAACCUCGACGGCAACCACCGCAACUGUCAGCACGACAAGUUUUACAUCUACCAAUUCCCUGACCACAGUGACUUCCACUUCAAGCACCGCCACAUCUGUGACCGCGUCUUCCACCUCCUCUACGACGGCAAGCACUAGCACAGCAACGGCUACAAGUACUGAGUCCAAGCUGAAUUCGUGUUUCUCUGGAGGGCUCUUGUGUUUGGUGUCAAAUUGGUCAGCUGUCUUUCACCUUGGCCGCUUUGGCCAUUGCAAUCACGUGGCACAGCGGAAAGUUAGGCACAGCGCGCGCAUGCUUUCGAAAGAAUUGGGGUGCUGCUAG